CGUUAUUCUACUUUUUUUCAAAAAAAAAAAUAUCUGAAAUACGCUUUCAGUACACGAAAAAAUUAAUAAUAAUUUUAUCAUCUACUAGUAUCAAAAUGGUACCUCCUGACCCUAACAAACCUACUUUUUCUCUUAAUUUGAACAUUAAAACCCCUGAACAAACUUGGUAUGAUACAGAUUAUCCAUUUACUAUGGACAGAGACAAACUUUUAAUGAACUCGAAUAAAUCUAGGCCUGAUAUUCCACGUCCUCCAAAUUCCUUUAUUUUAUAUGCGAAAAAUGAAGGCAAUAAACCAAAAUACAAGAAGAUGCAAGCAAAUAAAAAGUUUAGAAUAAUUGGGAAACUCUGGCUAAAUGAAUCAAAUGAAGUCAAAAAUCUUUUUGACUGUGGCGCAAAAAAAGAGAAAUCAACAAAAAGGAGCAAAAAAUGUUAAAGAAAAUAAGUUACCUAUCCAAUCUAACCUUUUUUCAACGUCGACUACAUCAUCUACUUCAUUAGAACAUCAUCCUCAAUUACAGUAUAUCACUGAAGAUCAAUAUAACUUUUCGUCUACGACUACCAACUUUAUUGCUACAGCUAAUUGUAAUCAACUUGAGUUAUCUAUUCCAUCCAAUUUAGAAUCUCCUUUAACAUUAAAUUUUCCUUAUAUUCGACCUGUAUCCAACUUCGCUGCUGCAGCUUGUGAUUUACCAGGAUAUAUUAAUUAUAACCAAAUUGAGACAUCUAAUCCAUCUAACUUGGAAUCUUUUUUAACUCCUUCUACAUUAAACUAUCCUUAUAUUCAAUCUAACUCCAACCUUAAUGCUGUAACUUAUGAUUUACCAGGAUAUCCUAAUUGUGACCUUAUGGAGUCACCUAUUCCAUCCAACUUGGAAUUUUUUUCAACUUAUGCAACAUUAGAUUAUCCUUAUAUACAACCUGAAACCAACCUUACUUUUGGUUACAAUUUGUCAGGAUUGGUAAUAAAUGAGUCUUCCAUAGUUCCUUUAGGAUAAUUUACUAUGGAUUCUUUCUCCGUGAAAUAGAAAGAACCUUUUCACGUUGCAAAAGGUGGAACCAUAUUGUG
Molecule: messenger RNA, 1067 nt
Organism: Rhizophagus irregularis DAOM 181602=DAOM 197198
Lineage: Eukaryota; Fungi; Glomeromycota; Glomeromycetes; Glomerales; Glomeraceae
Source: RefSeq, a predicted model, not a curated record